Rattus rattus (black rat) is the source of this 315-nucleotide messenger RNA. Its product is annotated as zinc finger protein 120-like. The transcript is spliced from 3 exons. The record is from RefSeq and is a predicted model, not a curated record. Bases 121 to 315 code for a protein of 64 amino acids. Lineage: Eukaryota; Metazoa; Chordata; Mammalia; Rodentia; Muridae. Gene Ontology annotation, biological process: regulation of DNA-templated transcription.
UCGCUUCCAGAACAAUUUCAGAAAUUGUUGCAGGCUCAAACUGGAAUCAGUUCAUCAGCCUUUCAGACAGAACUUCAGUCCAACCCUGAGACUUCAAAGCAUGGAGAGACUGGAAAACAAAUGGAGGUAGUGACCUAUGAUGAUGUGCAUGUGAACUUCACUCAGGAAGAGUGGGCAUGGCUGGAUCCUUCUCAGAAGAGUCUCUACCAACAUGUGAUGCUAGAGACCUGUAGGAAUCUUACUGCUAUAGGCUACAUUUGGGAAGAACAAACUACUGAAGAAUAUUUUAAAAGUUCUAGAAGAUGUGGAAGGUAA